GCCCGCUCUUGCCAACCACCCAAUCCCCUCGCUGCUGAUAGCGACGCCUCGAGGUUCCGGCGACCUCCUACGCCACCAUGGACGACGAGCAGACCAGACAGCAAGAAGACUGGCUCAACAGCCGCAAGAACAGGUUGCCUUCUUUCACAGAAGUUCUCUCUAGAAGGACGCGACCACCCGUUGAUUUAUUCAUGUUUUACCUUUUCCUCCAACGUGAAGGUGCAGAAGAUAUCCUGGACUUCUGGCUGGAUGUUCAGCAGCACGAGAACCUUUGCAGGGCAUAUUUCAAAGAUGUCCGAAAGUCAGGCCGGACAAUCAAAGAUGAUUGGCCUCAGUACUGGGAAUAUGCACGCCGUCGCGGGUCAAUAUAUGGCACGGUCGUUGGACUUCAGCCGAAUGCCGUAAAGCGAAGUACGACGAGCACAGGCGACAUGGUCAACGACCCAGAAAAACAUGCUAUGGCUCACGCCGCUGACGAGAAGCGCGGUGGUCAGCGUUCGACAACGCCUGGUGUUGACAAGGAGUACAUCUCAUCCCCUCCCACUGCUGUGAAUAGUCCAGAUUUUGAUCCACCACGGUCAACGACACCUUUCUCCCUCUCGGGGCGAACACCAACCCUUUUCAAUCUCAAACGCGCAUCACGUGCGCCAACUGUCAUCCCACGCUCCGCUGCGAUUAGUCGUCUGGAUCUCAUCGCGUCGGCUGAGCGCAUCUUCUUCCGGUAUCUCUCUCCCUCCGGCACAGUAAAUUCUCCAGAAAAUCACGAAAUAUACCUACCUCCCGCCCUCCGUAUACACACUUUCCCCCUCAGUAGCACUCAAGAGCCGAAAUCACAGAGCGACCUGAACAUGAUGGCACAUAUUCCUGAUAUGUUCCACGCCCAGAAGGAGUACUGCUUUAGGGCAAUGGAGCAAGAUGCCUUUCCACGUUUUCUGAGAAGCAAAGCGUUUGGAAAACCUCACUCCCGUCUCUUCAUUCCUUUCGCGUUCGCGAUUUUAUUCCUUAUCUCACAUCAAUACGAACUCGAUCCGAUCCUUGUUUUCCUCGGCCAGUCAGAGUCGACACCAUUCCGUACGCUCACUAUUCGCGAGCCGUAUGUGAGGAGAUUGCUACUGGGUCGUGCCAUCUGGGUUACAACUCUUGUCUCCACUUGCGUCGUAGCGCUCACACUCAUUUUCUGGGCUGUUCCCGGACAUCGGCUAUAGCGAUUGGGUCAAGCAAAGAGUUGCUGUGUCUCUGUAUUUAUCAGAUGGACCCGUGUGGGAAGGGUACUCAAUGUAUGAUGCUCACGAAGGAGAGCGAGCUGGUCGAUAUUGUUGAUUUUACGCUUGGGUAACAAAAGACUUUGAUAAGCACUAUUAUCUUCAGCUAUUCGCCUACUCCCUCUUGCCCCCUGGUCUAACUCUACCUCCUAAUACUUCGCAUUCCGUAUUUCGCUAUCAUUUUACCUCGCAUACUCCACCAGGUCCACCUUCAUCCUCGCUGUGCUGUGAUGUUCUUUUGUUUCUCUCAUUUCCCUGAAUCCUUUAUGACCUUUUUAUAUACGUACGUACAUGGUAGGACGUUAGGAAGUUAGACUCAUAUCUUUAAUGACAUGUUGAAUUCUCAUUGA
Molecule: messenger RNA, 1612 nt
Organism: Suillus clintonianus
Lineage: Eukaryota; Fungi; Basidiomycota; Agaricomycetes; Boletales; Suillaceae
Product: RGS domain-containing protein
Exons: 3
Coding region: 78-1205 (375 amino acids)
Biological process (GO): intracellular protein localization
Cellular component (GO): plasma membrane
Source: RefSeq, a predicted model, not a curated record